Messenger RNA from Blumeria graminis f. sp. triticale, 312 nucleotides. The record is from the annotation of a GenBank genome assembly. NCBI's taxonomy places the organism in Eukaryota, Fungi, Ascomycota, Leotiomycetes, Helotiales, Erysiphaceae.
AUGAAACCUACAAGGGCACUUACGAAAAAGAUAUCAAGAUUAGCCUUGACUACAAAACAGACGAAUAAAGGUUUCUACAAAGGAACAGGUUCGGGGUCUAUGGGGGAUCAUACAAAGCAUGGUGGCUUCAUCAUAAAUUGGGAGAAAGUAAGGACAUAUGUUCCACCCACAAAAGAUUUAAAAGAUUACAAGCUCACCCCUUUCGUCACAAAGAAAAUUUGGGCACCUAAAGGAAGGUUUAAUGAUUCUAAGGGACCACUGAGUGGAGAACUGUACUUAGCACGAUGGAAAGCAGAAAAUGGAUCAGAUUAA